Lacerta agilis (Sand lizard) is the source of this 509-nucleotide messenger RNA. It is a transcript of the gene RGS21, whose product is annotated as regulator of G protein signaling 21. Bases 1 to 459 code for a protein of 152 amino acids. Lineage: Eukaryota; Metazoa; Chordata; Lepidosauria; Squamata; Lacertidae. The record is from RefSeq and is a predicted model, not a curated record. The transcript has 4 exons.
AUGCCAGUGAAAUGUUGUUUUCACAGGUCAGCCCCUAGGGAAACAAUGGCAUGGAUGGAUUCUGUAGAUACGCUUCUGGCUAAUAAAGAUGGCUUGGAUGCAUUCAGGACUUUCCUGAAGUCAGAAUUCAGUGAGGAAAACAUUGAAUUCUGGCUGGCCUGUGAGGACUUCAAGAAAACAAAGUCAGCAGCUAAAAUUGCCUCGAAAGCCAAGAAGAUUUAUUCAGAGUUUAUCCAAACCGACGCCCCAAAAGAGAUAAACAUCGACUUCAAUACCAGAGACCACAUCACCCAGACUAUUUCUGAACCGACUCUCCAGUGUUUUGAUGAUGCUCAGAGUUUAAUCUACAGUCUUAUGGCUAAGGAUUCUUUCCCCCGGUUUCUCAAGUCAGAAGCUUAUAAGGAACUCACAAGAAAGCAACAGAAUGGGAACCAGAAGAGGUGGCUGCCAUUUUUGUAAAGGUCAAGUUCAGAACACAAUCUCCAGAUAUAACACAAUGGUCAGGUAGU